AGUUUAUUAAUCAACUGUUGUUGAUUGGGUAAUUUCAUAAACUGACACAAUUAUAAAUCAAUCAACCCCCAUGACCCCAUUUCAAACCACAUCGAUCAAUCAGAGACUAUGAAAUACACGUCAUAACCAUCUCUAACCAUAAUACCUGAUCAAAUUACUCCUAUACUAUACCAUGACAUUGUUGGGUGGUUUUUGUUGAUACUUUAUUAGUCACAUGACUGAUACUGGUACAACAAAAUUUAAUUUUUUUGGCCACACCCAAAUUGACCAGGGCAUGAUCUAUAUUUAGAAAGGGCAAUUCAUUAACUCAUCUUCAAUAAACUUAACAUCAUUAGAAGAUAUAUCCUUGCCAUCAGAACUCUUCCUUAAUCCCAUUCGAGAGUUUCAUACUCCUCACUGCUUUCAUACUUUAGGAUAAUCCUAUCACAAUCAUGGGUGUAUAUAUACCACCGCCUAAUGAAAGUGAUGAUUCGAAAGAUUCAAAAAAUAAGAACAAGAACAAUACCAAGAACAAUAACGAUAAUAACAACAUAACAAAACCUACAUCUUCUUCGUCAUCACCUCCUGGUUCAACCACCAUAGUCAUUCCUAAUCCAGCAGGAUUAAUUCCUCAUAAUCCAAGUAUAGGAUUAUUCUGGGGUCCAUUAACCCCAGCCGCAGAUAAUUUACCAGCCUUUUAUGGAGCAAUUGGUUUACAAUUCCUAUUAGGAUUAGGAUGUUUAAGAUAUACUCGACAAAUACUAUUCAGACCUUCCCAGCGAAUACUAUCUUCUCCAUCAUCAUCGAAUUCUCGAUUUGUAAGAGGAUCAAUCUUGAAAGCUUUGGCUCCUGCUUUAGGUGGAAUUAUAACUAUAUUUGGAAGUGGAUUAGAAUUGGCUCGAUUAACUUUACCUUAUGAUCCAUGGUAUGAAGAAGCCAAAUAUUAUAGAAGAUUGGCUACCAAAAAUGGUGAUGUUCCAAGUAGUUGGUUUGGAGCUUAUAAAUACUAUAAACCAAUGGAUUUAAAUACAUGGAUAGAUAGAACUGGAUCAUGGAUUAAAAAUAUCGAUGGACAAUUGGAUGAUGAUGAUAAAGAACUGAAUGAUAUUUUUCAUAAUGGAGGAGGUAUGAGUCCUGCCAAUGAAAGUCAAAGAAAAGCUCAACUGGCUUCAUCUCGAUUAAUUGCUAAAUUAAAUAAAGAUGAUCGAUAUUUGGAAAUUUAUCAAAAAUUAAUAAAUACCAAUAAUAAACGUUUCGUUUCAUUAUUAGAUCAUGAAUUAAAAUCAAUCAAUGAAUUGAAUAAAGCUGAAAGACUCGAUUUAAUCUUAGAAGGUAAAUCCCCUCUUGUUAAUCCUAAUUAUACUAAAGCUCAUAUUCAAUUAGGUAAAUUCUCCAUUGAAUCAGAUGAUGAUUUUGAUAGAGCUUGGAUAAAUUUUGAACCAUGGGAUGAAUUAAAAUUAGAAACCGAAUAUGAAAUAAGAUUGAUUCCUCAUUGGGAUAAAUAUAAUGGUAGUUCAACUGUUGUUGAAUCCCAAACUUUAAAUGAUAAUGACGAUAAUGUCGGUAAUGAUAAUCAAUCAAAUACCGAAGUUGAUAAUUCUAUAUUAACGUGAUAUUAAGAGAAAGAGAAACAAACAAUACAAACAACAACAAUAAUAAUAAUUUAGUUAUUUUAUUUAUUCUAAUUUUUAUGUACAUGUUUAUUUAUAUAUAUACGAAACGUUUCAUAUGUGCAGAAAAGUAUUCUUAUUUCAGAUCAAUUAAAUCAUCAGCCCAUUUCAAACUUCUAUCAUUAUUAGUAUUAUUAUCACUAUCAAUGGUUGGAUUAGUAUAUUGGGAUAAAUGGUCUUUCCAAAUGAUUUCAGCUGGAUCUUGAUCAGGUUCAACCCAUUCAAAUCCAUCACCUCCACUCAUCCAAUA
Scheffersomyces coipomensis is the source of this 1899-nucleotide messenger RNA. RefSeq lists its product as uncharacterized. Bases 432 to 1592 code for a protein of 386 amino acids. NCBI's taxonomy places the organism in Eukaryota, Fungi, Ascomycota, Pichiomycetes, Serinales, Debaryomycetaceae. The record is from RefSeq and is a predicted model, not a curated record. Gene Ontology annotation, cellular component: mitochondrial inner membrane. The transcript has a single exon.